This is a messenger RNA of Zychaea mexicana, 1814 nucleotides long. RefSeq names its product Aldehyde/histidinol dehydrogenase. The transcript is spliced from 12 exons. Lineage: Eukaryota; Fungi; Mucoromycota; Mucoromycetes; Mucorales; Lichtheimiaceae. Gene Ontology annotation, cellular component: cytoplasm. Bases 52 to 1575 code for a protein of 507 amino acids. The record is from RefSeq and is a predicted model, not a curated record. Gene Ontology annotation, biological process: aldehyde metabolic process. Gene Ontology annotation, molecular function: aldehyde dehydrogenase (NAD+) activity.
UCCCUUCUUACUUCACACACCCACACGCACGCGCACCCAACGAGUAGCUCCAUGGUAGAAUUCACUCCUGUCGAAAAGAUUCCGGGCGUUGUGCAGGAACUCCGAAAGACCUUCGAUGAAGGCAUUACCAAGGACUUGGCUUUUCGCAAGCAACAGCUGGAAAAAAUGCUACUCUUUUUGGACGAAAAUUCAAAGCAGAUAGAACAAGCUCUGUUCAAGGACUUGCACAAACCCUCAAUUGAAAGCGUCACUGCAGAAAUUGCUCCAAUUGUGGAUGAAUGCAAGUACAUGAUCAAGAAUCUCGAACGUUUGGCGAAACCUUCACACCCAAAGAAGCGCUUUGCAUUGAAUGCGUCCGACAAGACGUAUAUUCGCAAAGAGCCCAAGGGUGUGGCGUUGAUCAUUGGCGCGUGGAAUUAUCCUGUUCAUUUGUUGCUUUUACCCGUGGUUGGUGCAAUCGCCGCAGGUAACUGCGCUGUUAUUAAGCCCUCAGAAGUGGCCGAACACACGAACGAGCUGAUGGAAAAGGCGUUGCCCAAGUAUCUCGACCCAUGUGCAUAUGCUGUAGUGAGUGCCGGUGUUGUAGAAACAACAGCAUUGUUAGAGCAGAGAUUCGAUCAUAUCUUUUACACUGGCAAUGGCGCUGUUGGAAGAAUUGUCAUGACGGCUGCUGCGAAGCAUCUUACCCCCGUCACUUUGGAACUAGGUGGUAAAUCGCCAGCCAUAGUCACCGAUACUGCCGAUAUUGAGCUGACCGCCCACCGUUUACUAUGGGGAAAGCUGUACAACACUGGUCAGACUUGCGUUGCACCUGACUAUGUGCUCGUCGCACAAGAGAAACAAGAAGCACUGAUUGCAGCUUUCCGCAAAACUGUCCAAGAGUUUUUUGGUAAAAACGCACAGGAAUCCGAUUCCUAUGGUCGUAUCAUCAAUCAGCGUCAAUUUGACCGUCUUCAGAGAAUUCUGGAUGGUAUUGCUAGUGACAAGAUUGUGGUCGGUGGUCAAACAGACAGAGAGAAUUUGUUUGUGGCCCCUACAAUUGUUAGUCCUGUGCAAGCGGAUGACCCCCAUCUCAUGCAGGAUGAAAUCUUUGGUCCUAUACUCCCAAUCAUUGCUGUAAAAGAUCUCAAAGAAGCGGUGGAUAUAGUCAACAGCAAGGACAAACCUUUGGCUAUGUACAUCUUUGCUGGCAAGAGCAGCGAUUACAACUACAUCAUGGACAAGACCAACUCUGGUGGUACACUCGUCAACGACACAUUGAUGCACUUGCAAGAAAUGUCUUUGCCAUUCGGUGGUAUUGGCCCAUCGGGCAUGGGAAGUUAUCAUGGUGAUCGCUCGUUUGACACAUUCACUCAUGAACGCUCUACGAUGAUCAAAUCCACUUCACUUGAAGCUGUCAACCAGGCAAGAUACCCGCCUUAUAGCGAUUCAAAAAAGCAGCUCAUGUCCGUCCUCGUGUUCGGUCUACCAUCUGCUGCAGGUGCAAAGAUCAAGGCUAUCACCACUGUCUUUGGUGCUGCUUGGGAUAUCUUUUUCUCUAGUAGCAAACAAAACAAUCAAGAUAGCAAACUGUAAGAGAGUGAAGAAGAAAUGUGACAUGAUUAUGAUGGUGAUAAAUCCUUUAGUAAAUAACCGAACCUCUUGUCGGCAUGAUUGUCCAACCCAACUCCUCCAGAUUUCUUUUUAAAUUUAUCUUCAUCUUAUAUCAUACUAUUAUCAUCAGUGGUAGCAGUGGCAGUGCUCUCAGUAGUAUUCUGAUUAGUAUGUAUAUUGUUUUUUCUAAUCAAUACCUCUAUAUGGCUUUUUAAUAUAAC